CUCCGGGUCCUGUUUUAGUUCUUGAAUGGAACGUCGCCGUUUGUUUUACAGACUCAGUGAAUAAGAACGAAUAAUACAGGUCAACAUUUGCUGUAGACUUGAUGUUACAUGUAUAAAACUGUGCAGAUAUAAACUCUGGACUAUACAAGUGUCAAUGCAAAAUAAUUCACCAUGGGAUAGGAAACGUGCAAGAAUCAGAGAACUUAAUUACAGGUCAACUCAGCAUUCAGCAUUGGUUUAUAUACAUGAAUUAACAAUUGGUAUAAGAGUAGACUGUCUUGGAUUUAACCUACUUGGAAAUAAAUAUACUACGUCAGUUUUCCAUAUCAUCAUUGAUCAUGUCAGGCAAUGAUACAUCUCAACCGAUAUGGCCACCUUCUAAUUUUGAGCUCUGGCCACUUACAAGGAUCGCUGCACUAGUUGUCAAUGGAAUCCUUACACUGGCAUUUAUCUGGUUUCUCGUUAUAAUUCCAAUAGCACACUUUGGAAAUCAGAAAAGGAAACUUUCAACAGUGAUGAUAAGUGACUCAUACGCAAGGCGUUGGGGAUUGAUUGUAUAUGGAAAGGACGUCAUAAGAUUAAUAGAAAAUCAGUUUACCUUUGAUGGCUACAGAAUUUGCUGUUUUUGUCUCCAGAAAGCUCAAUUUGAAUACAAGGACAUACUUAGUGUAGAAGCUGUGAGGAAUCCAUUGUGGCCAUAUGGAUUAAUAUGGGCAUUUUUCAGCAGUUGUCUGUGUGGGAUUUGGCUUCAUUUCUGGCCUUGUAUUUGGUGGACUUGUGAUUGGGGGUAUUAUGAUGGCCAGGGUGUUCGUGGAGGGAUAUGGUUCGGAUCAUGGGCACUACUUUUUAUUCUUAUGUGUUUUCGUACACGUACAGCUAUACUGUUGAUCAAGUAUCAGUAUCACAGUGAAUCACCUGUAUGUGAACAAUACAUUCAUAUCAAAGGUGGAAAUUGCUAUGACACUGAAAAUGAAGAAAUCAAGACUCUUAUUAAUAAAAUCAAUGCAUUUAGGGAUCAUUGGCGUGAUGUGGACAAUAACAAAGAACACCCAUCCCUGAGGGACUCUUAGAGAGCGCAAGAUUAUGCACAAAAAGCUAGCCUAGUGUCUAACAUUUAGCCAAGGAGUACAAAUUAUCUUAUGUCACUGCUGCAUUGAUAAUUCCAGCCGAUAAAAAAUAUUACUUUUUAAUGUCUUCAAUUUAAAAAUGUAAAAUACAGUUUAA
Owenia fusiformis is the source of this 1224-nucleotide messenger RNA. Lineage: Eukaryota; Metazoa; Annelida; Polychaeta; Sabellida; Oweniidae. The record is from the annotation of a GenBank genome assembly.